Molecule: messenger RNA, 1302 nt
Organism: Pseudogymnoascus destructans
Lineage: Eukaryota; Fungi; Ascomycota; Leotiomycetes; Thelebolales; Thelebolaceae
Exons: 1
Coding region: 191-1195 (334 amino acids)
Source: RefSeq, a predicted model, not a curated record
UGAUAAGUAGUCACUGAUCCUUUUAAUUGAAGCUAUCUCUCUUUGAACUGCACAUCUUACUAUCCAAGUCAAGAGAUUUACUACGGCGAAGCAAUUGAUCUGCCCGACUCGAAUUGGAUAUAAAGCAACCUGUAACCACGUCACUCCAAUAUCUAUAAACUUCAACCUCCAAACACCACCAACCGCAACCAUGUCUUCUUCAAGAGAUAUCAUCGUCUACCACUACUCCUACUCUCCCUACGCUCGUCGUAUAGUCUGGUACCUCAACCUCCGCAACAUCCCCUUCUCCGAAUGCGUCCAGCCACCCAUCAUGCCGCGCCCCGACGUCGAGGCCCUGGGCGUCGCCUACCGCCGCAUCCCCAUCGUCGCCAUCGGCCGGGACAUCUACAACGACACGCGCCUCAUCCUCUCCAAGCUCGACGAGCUAUUCCCCCCCUCCUCAGCACACCCAGCGCUCUCCCCCACCACCCCCGAGCACCGCGCCCUCGCUGCACUGUUCUCCACCUCCACCACGGACGGCGGUCUCUUUGGCCGUGCGGCGCUGCUGAUUCCUACUUCCCUCCCUCUAUUCAAGGACCCUAAAUUCACUGCCGACCGCGCCGCUAUGAGCGGCCGUCCCUGGUCCGCCGCUUUCCUCGAGCGCGCCCGUCCAGAAUCCCUAGUCGAAGUCCGCGCCGCCAUCGCCUUCCUAGAGAACGGACUCCUCGCCGACGGGCGGAAGUGGCUCCUCAACACCCCCCAGGUCUCGAGCGUUGAUCUCGAGGCCAUAUGGCCUCUCCACUGGGUGUUCGGUAUGCCCGGCGCCAUUCCCGCUGAGGUGGCGAGCAAGGAGACAUUUCCUAAAGUGUUUGCGUGGGUGGAGCGUUUCAAUGCCGCGGUGGGGGCUGCGCGGAAGGCGAAUGGGAAUGCGAAGGCACUUAAGGGUUUCGAGGCCGCGGAGAAGAUUUGGGGGAGUGAGUGGGCGGAGGGGCUGAGGGGAGUGGAUGAGAGGGAUCCGGUGGGGUUGAAGGCGGGGCAGGAGGUGCUGGUGCAUCCUACUGAUUCGGGGGUUACGCAUAAGGAUCAGGGGACGUUGGUGGGGUUGGAUGGGGAGGAGAUUGUGAUUGAGGUUAAGACGCAGAAGGGGACGGUAAGGGUGCAUGCGCCCAGGCAUGGGUUUAGGGUACUGGCGGCGCAGGAGGAGAAUAAGUUGUAGAAUGUGUGGGUUGGAUGUGUUUGGAAGUUUAUAGCCGGGUGUAGCAAGUACAGUAUCUCAUCUCAACAAGUAUAAAAUUGAGCUUGAAUGCCAUCAGGUUUAUGCAA